AUGGCUCCAGAAUUUACUAAUUCCAACGGUUGUCCAGUUCCCGAUGCUUUUGCUACUCAAAGAGUAGGUAAACAUGGACCUUUAUUAUUACAAGAUUUCAAUUUGAUUGAUUCUUUAGCUCAUUUUGAUCGUGAACGUAUUCCUGAACGUGUUGUUCAUGCCAAAGGUAGUGGUGCUUACGGUGUUUUUGAAGUGACUGAUGAUAUUACUGAUAUUUGUGGUGCUGCCUUUUUAGAUACUGUUGGUAAAAAAACCAAAGUUUUCACCAGAUUUUCCACUGUUGGUGGGGAAAUGGGAAGUGCUGACACUGCUAGAGAUCCAAGAGGUUUUGCUACUAAGUUUUAUACUGAAGAAGGUAAUUUGGAUUUGGUUUAUAAUAAUACUCCAAUUUUUUUCAUUCGUGAUCCAUCUAAAUUCCCCCAUUUCAUUCACACUCAAAAGAGAAAUCCUCAAACUCAUUUAAAGGAUGCUAAUAUGUUUUGGGAUUAUUUGACUUCUAAUCAAGAGUCCGUUCAUCAAGUGAUGAUUUUAUUUUCUGACCGUGGUACUCCAGCAAGUUAUCGUGAAAUGAAUGGUUAUUCUGGUCAUACUUAUAAAUGGUCAAAUAAACGUGGAGAAUGGCAUUAUGUUCAAGUUCAUUUUAUUAGUGAUCAAGGUAUUCGUACUUUAAAUAAUGAGGAAGCUGGAGAAUUGAGUGGAUCUAAUCCUGAUGUUGCUCAAGAAGAUUUAUUUAAAAACAUUGCUAAAGGAAAUGGACCUUCCUGGACUUGUUAUAUUCAAACUAUGACUCCUGAACAAGCUAAAAAUGCCCCAUUUUCUGUUUUUGAUUUAACUAAAGUUUGGCCUCAUAAAGAUUAUCCAUUAAGAAGAUUUGGUAAAUUUCAAUUGAAUGAAAAUCCAAAGAAUUAUUUUGCCGAAGUUGAACAAGCUGCAUUUUCUCCAGCUCAUACUGUUCCUUAUAUGGAACCUUCUGCUGAUCCAGUUUUACAAUCUAGAUUAUUUAGUUAUGCUGAUACUCAUCGUCAUAGAUUGGGAACUAAUUAUACUCAAAUUCCAGUUAAUUGUCCAGUUACUGGUCGUGUUUUCAAUCCUCAUAUGAGAGAUGGGGCAAUGACUGUUAAUGGUAAUUUAGGUGAACAUCCAAACUAUUUGGCUACUUCUCAUCCAAUUGAAUUUAAAAAUUUCAAUUUACAAGAAGAUCAAGAAGUUUGGCAAGGUGCGGCUUGUCCAUUCCAUUGGAAAGCUGAAGAAGGGGAUUUCAUACAACCUCGUGAAUUAUAUAAAGUUUUGGGUCGUUAUCCAAACCAACAAGCUCAUUUGGCUCAUAAUAUUGCUGUUCAUGUUCAAGCUGCUGAUGCUCAUAUUCAAGAUCGUGUUUUUGAAAUGUUUGGUAAAGUUGAUUCAAGAUUAGGUGAAGCCAUUAAAAAGGAAACUUUACAAUUAUCACCAAGAAAGUAA
Hyphopichia burtonii NRRL Y-1933 is the source of this 1458-nucleotide messenger RNA. It is a transcript of the gene CAT1, whose product is annotated as catalase A. Lineage: Eukaryota; Fungi; Ascomycota; Pichiomycetes; Serinales; Debaryomycetaceae. Gene Ontology annotation, biological process: response to hydrogen peroxide; hydrogen peroxide catabolic process. Gene Ontology annotation, cellular component: mitochondrion; cytoplasm; peroxisome. Bases 1 to 1458 code for a protein of 485 amino acids. The record is from RefSeq and is a predicted model, not a curated record. The transcript has a single exon. Gene Ontology annotation, molecular function: catalase activity; heme binding.